Dicrocoelium dendriticum is the source of this 241-nucleotide messenger RNA. NCBI's taxonomy places the organism in Eukaryota, Metazoa, Platyhelminthes, Trematoda, Plagiorchiida, Dicrocoeliidae. The record is from the annotation of a GenBank genome assembly.
UGAGGAUACUGAACACAAAGAAGUAGCGAGAUUAAAGCUCGAAGACGUCGCGGUAAUUGGUACCCUGGGGGUUGGUGGCUUCGGAAGAGUCGAACUGGUGCGAGUAAAAGGAAUCACUCGUAAAAAUUUCGCAUUAAAGAAGAUUAAGAAAUGUCACGUCAAGAAAACUCAUCAGGAGGAACAUGUGCUAAACGAGAGGAGUAUUCUGUUAGAGGUCAGCUCUAGCUUUAUUGUCAAGUAA